UGUACAUUGACUGUUCUUGGAUGACUUGCAGAAGAGGAGUUGAAGCUGGCUUGGUGCUCACUUCUUGGAGUCUCUUUGGCUGCUUUUGAAAUGGUGGGGGCGGCCUUGCUCUCCCAUCUCCCCUUACCGGUAGGUGGCCAAGGGAGAGCGAGGUUUACCCGUUCCUAAUGUCCUUUCUGUUUUCUUCGUCCUACCCACCUACCCAUUCCAAGUUUUCUGCUUCUCUCUCUCUCUCUCUCUCUCUCUCUGCUUUCGUUUCCUUCUCUUUUUCUGGUUCAAAAUUCCAGAGCGUCUUCGCCAUCUUCUUUUACAGCAAUGGAGACGAAGGCUUUAAUGAUGUCUCCUAAUUCUUCGACCAUUUACGGCUCGAGGGUGUUACUCCACAAUCCCAGACUUGCUCCAGGGGCAUGUUUUCUGCGCUUUGCGUCUGUAGGGAAGAGCAUUCGGCCCGUCGUGGCUCUUGCUGUAUCUUCGGACAGAGUGGUGAAGAAAGACAGGGUCGAUCAGAGUGAAAGUCUGACUCUUGAGAGCAUCCGUCAUUCUUUAAUCAGACAAGAAGACAGCAUAAUCUUCAGCCUUCUUGAACGGGCACAGUACUGUUAUAAUGCUGAUGCUUACGAGGGCAAUAUGCUCUUACCCGAUGGGUCUCAGGGUUCUUUGGUUGAGCUGAUGCUCAAGGAGACUGAGAAGCUUCAUGCACAGGUGGGGAGAUAUAAAAGCCCAGAUGAGCACCCUUUCUUUCCAAAUGAUUUGCCUGAACCUCUGUUGCCCCCAAUGCAAUAUCCUCAGGUUUUGCAUCCCAUUGCUGAUAAAAUCAAUAUAAAUCCUAGGGUAUGGGAUAUGUAUUUCAAGGAUCUCCUUCCAAGAUUGGUAGAAGACGGAAACGAUGGCAAUUGUGGAUCCAGUGCUGUGUGUGACACCAUAUGCUUGCAGGCACUCUCUAAGAGGAUCCACUAUGGAAAAUUUGUAGCUGAGGCAAAGUUCCAACAGUCACCAGCUGUUUACAGAACUGCAAUUGAGGCCCAAGAUGGGGCUCAAUUGAUGAAUCUACUAACGUAUGAGGCAGUGGAAGCAGCAGUUAAGAAGAGAGUGGAAACCAAGGCUAAGCUCUAUGGACAAGAGCUCGACCUAAAUGGUCCCAAAGCAGAUGAAUUGAAGUACAAAAUCCAGCCAAGCUUGGUUGCUGAUCUCUAUGGCGAUUGGAUUAUGCCAUUGACAAAAUUUGUUCAGGUAGAGUAUUUGUUGAGGAGGUUAGAUUAAGCAGGAAGACAUCAUAUCAUGGUGGUCCUAUGCGGGACAUUGGCCGGUGUGAAUUUAUUAGCUUUAUAAUAAGCUUUUUCACAAAAGGUAGCGGGUUUCUCUAAGGUGUAACCCGUCUUUUUCAGUUAGCUUUUGUACAAAAUGAUGCCUAAAUAUAUUUGAAACGUAAUGGAAAAUUGCAAUACAAGCAUCUUUUGCUU
Molecule: messenger RNA, 1460 nt
Organism: Nymphaea colorata (pocket water lily)
Lineage: Eukaryota; Viridiplantae; Streptophyta; Magnoliopsida; Nymphaeales; Nymphaeaceae
Product: chorismate mutase 1, chloroplastic-like
Exons: 6
Coding region: 316-1260 (314 amino acids)
Biological process (GO): chorismate metabolic process; aromatic amino acid biosynthetic process
Cellular component (GO): cytoplasm
Molecular function (GO): chorismate mutase activity
Source: RefSeq, a predicted model, not a curated record